This is a messenger RNA of Varroa destructor (honeybee mite), 456 nucleotides long. RefSeq lists its product as uncharacterized. NCBI's taxonomy places the organism in Eukaryota, Metazoa, Arthropoda, Arachnida, Mesostigmata, Varroidae. The record is from RefSeq and is a predicted model, not a curated record.
GGAACCAUGACGUUUGAUAACUUGGCAUCUCACGUAAGAUGCGUCGGACAGAUGCCGCUUCGUUCUCAACGUGCCUGCAAAAAAAGACCCUCGAAAUAGUUUAUUUGUUGCGUGAAAGUUACGCCGAGUCAUUGUCACCCGCGGCUGGUGCAAUUGUGGCGGUCUGCCUUCAAGCGAAAGCCGUUGCCGACAGCUGCCGUCUGAACGAACGCUGUGAAGGGAAAGCGAGCCUUGUGGGCCGAUCUAAUAUCCUGCCAUCGAUAUCGCCAUGACCAGACUCAACGUCAGCAGCGUCUUGUUACUAGCCGGGGUGCUCCCCUAACCCAAAUUCGUAUCACCUUCGAAAAACAACAACGAUAGAUAAAAACAAGACGUAGGACGAUUCGCCUGGAUGAUCUCCUCCUCCUGUGGCAUCUUCAUUUGGACAACGGAUACGAAGCAAGCCCCCAGGCUAUG